AUAUUUUUUUCUUUCAAAUUUCACAUUUAUAUACUUUUUUAAAAUCGUAAUUAUUUUAUCUCUAGUUCACUUGUUUGUCUCUCUGUCACUUUGGCAGCAACAUCUCCAGACGAUUGAAGCACCUUCCUCUCUCUGCUUCUCCCCCAACUCAACCCUCUGACGUGUGAGCCUUUACAGUAAGUAUGGAAGUAAACAGAGGCCAAAAUGGAAUUCAACUUUUGUUGGCUGCAGAGCAAGAGGCCCAGCACAUUGUUAAUACAGCCAAAAACGCCAAGAUGGCCAGACUAAGACAAGCGAAGGAAGAGGCUGAAAGGGAUAUUGCUGAAUUCCGUGCACAUAUGGAAGCCGAAUACCAAAGAAAACUUGCUGAGAGUAGCGGAGACUCUGGUGCAAAUGUUAAGCGUCUUGAAAAAGAAACCGAUGCUAAAAUCGAACAGCUAAAGGCACAAUCUUCCAGUAUUUCUCCUGAAGUUGUUCAGAUGUUGCUGAAGUUUGUCACAACUGUCAAGAACUGAUUUUUUUUUAAUUUUUUUAAAAGAACUUCAGAUGGGUGUUUCGCGUGUAGCGAAAUUUCUUUCCUUGAUAUCCAUUUUCGCCCCCGAACGAGACAUCGAGAUGGUUGGUUCUAUUUUGUAGUUGAUUGUAUUUGUUACCUGAGUACUGGUUUGCCCCAUUUAUGUGUAAAAUGGUUGGUCACAUUCACAUAUUUGUUGAACAGAUGAAUUCUGAUUUUGAAAUAAAUGCCUGGAAUCGAGAUUAUUGGCCUAAUGGUCUA
Spinacia oleracea (spinach) is the source of this 775-nucleotide messenger RNA. Its product is annotated as V-type proton ATPase subunit G 1. Gene Ontology annotation, biological process: proton transmembrane transport. Gene Ontology annotation, molecular function: proton-transporting ATPase activity, rotational mechanism; ATP hydrolysis activity. Gene Ontology annotation, cellular component: vacuolar proton-transporting V-type ATPase, V1 domain; vacuolar proton-transporting V-type ATPase complex. The transcript has 4 exons. The record is from RefSeq and is a predicted model, not a curated record. NCBI's taxonomy places the organism in Eukaryota, Viridiplantae, Streptophyta, Magnoliopsida, Caryophyllales, Amaranthaceae. Bases 183 to 515 code for a protein of 110 amino acids.